AAUUUCCAGUCCUGCGAUCCUCCAGUUCACCGCGUUUGAAUGCGCCCGCUGCUUUUGAACGUAUGUUCACACUCGCCUAGGCCUUGCGGCUCCCCAUACCAAUCUACGCUGUUCUCGAAGUUGAACCCACUGUGAAGCUGGUGACUUGGUUUCGCGUAUUGUUUCAACUCCGUUUUCUCCAGGUCCUGCGGCCACCUGGUCAUUCUUCCCCGCAAUCACCGCAAAGAGAAAAGUAUCGCAACCUCAAUUUACUCCUUCUCUUUGCCCUAUUCUUUUCUUUCCAAUCGCCUUUUGGAAUAGGUGAUCAUACCUAGGUCUUCAAAAUGUCGUUGGCUAUUCCUCCUGGUACGGAUCUUUCCAAGGUCCCAAUUGCUCCAAAUCCCAGCGGUGCACCGCCAAACUUUGUGGACCCACCAUCACUGGCAGCAGUCACUUAUGGUAUAACUAGCACUAUGAUGGUGCUCGCAUGUGGCCUUGUGGGUCUGAGAAUCUUAUCUGUUAUCAAAAAAGAACGGGGGCUGAAGACUGAUGACUACUGUUGUAUCUUAGCAUUGAUUCUGUCUUCCGGUUAUGGAAUUCUUAUCAUGUUAUCGAACAAAACGGCACGCCAUGCAUGGGACACGCCAAUUUCCCUGCUCAACGACGUAUGGUUUAAACGGAAUGCUGCGCUCAGCAUAAUAUACGGCCCAGCCAUGUUUUUCGCCAAAGCAGCCAUCUGCACGCUGUAUUUGCGUAUUUUCAACACCAUGGCUUGGAUGCGCUACACAGCCUGGGGCACCAUCGUCAUCCUGGCCUGCAUUUACGGAUCCAUGGUGCCUGUCUACUUGGUCUACAGCAUUCCGUACGGCAACGAAAAAUGGGAUCUUACUUUGGCAGCGAAGAUCGGUAAAGCUGAUAAGAUGGCGAUUGGCAUAGGUGCCGUCAAUGUGGCUUUCGAUAUCUUCCUCCUGAUUUUGCCGGUCCCGAUCAUUAUGAAGCUGAACCUUUCGUUCCGCAAGAGGAUUGGUCUAUCUGCCGUUUUCAUGACGGGCAUUGUAGCGACAGUGUCUACGGUUCUUGGUCUCUACUUCCGUAUAUCAGUGUACCGCUCCAAGCGCAGCCCAACCAGUGGCGACGCUACCUGGGUUGCAGCAGCAACAUACAUCACCGUUCUGGUCGAGCUUUAUGUCACUGUCAUGGUUAGUUGCGUCCCUGGCUGUGUAUCGUCGUGGCGUAACAUUCUCCGCGAGACAACUGUCAUCACCACACUUCGCUCCCUCAUCAACUCAUCGCGGGCCUCGUUAUCCCGCUCCCGAAACUCCUCACGGGACGGUAGGACGAAAACUCCUUCGGUUCGGUCAGAUGAGGCCGGUCUUGCCCCGAAACACGAGUUUGAGCUUCAAGAGAGGAAGGACAAAGAGGUUGGUAUUACUAAGACGAUUAAAAUCCAGCAGACCGAAGUAUAGUUGUAGAGGAGUAGAAGGCUGCUGGGUAGUGGUCCGAUACGACAAAAGGCAUCGCGCUGAGAUGAAGAAGAAGUUAUAAGGACGAAGAAGAAGCGUUGAAUAUCUUUUUUUAAUUUUCAACUGUAACAGUGUCCUCCCGAGACAAGCGCUGGUAAUCUUCUUGUAUAAGUGCUCAUCGUCGCGGUACCCAAUCGGACCGGCAGGUGCAAGCAUAGGCAAAUGCAU
Molecule: messenger RNA, 1670 nt
Organism: Cucurbitaria berberidis CBS 394.84
Lineage: Eukaryota; Fungi; Ascomycota; Dothideomycetes; Pleosporales; Cucurbitariaceae
Exons: 4
Coding region: 324-1445 (373 amino acids)
Source: RefSeq, a predicted model, not a curated record